Messenger RNA from Lactuca sativa (garden lettuce), 628 nucleotides. Its product is annotated as large ribosomal subunit protein eL34. Gene Ontology annotation, cellular component: ribosome. Gene Ontology annotation, molecular function: structural constituent of ribosome. NCBI's taxonomy places the organism in Eukaryota, Viridiplantae, Streptophyta, Magnoliopsida, Asterales, Asteraceae. Gene Ontology annotation, biological process: translation. The record is from RefSeq and is a predicted model, not a curated record.
AACACCAUCUUACUUUCCCCAUAGCAAAACCCUAAUCCUCAUUUUCUGCAAAAACGAGAGAAAACGAAACAGAGAGAGCGAGAGUAUCUGCGAUUCAAAGAUGGUGCAGCGUCUCACAUACCGGAAACGCCAUAGCUAUGCCACCAAAUCCAAUCAACACAGAGUCGUCAAAACCCCUGGUGGAAAGCUGGUUUACCAGACCACCAAAAAGAGAGCUAGCGGACCUAAGUGCCCUGUUACUGGCAAGCGAAUUCAAGGGAUUCCUCAUUUGAGGCCAACGGAAUACAAAAGGUCAAGGCUGUCUAGGAACAGGAGGACGGUUAACCGAGCUUAUGGGGGUGUAUUGUCUGCUGGUGCUGUCAGGGAGAGGAUUAUUCGAGCUUUUUUGGUUGAAGAACAGAAGAUUGUGAAGAAGGUUUUGAAAAUUCAGAAGACAAAAGAAAAGCAAGCUGGAAAGAGUUGAAAAUCGGGUUUUUGAAUUAUGAUGAAGAAAGUUUUGAGUAGUUAUGCGUUUGGAAGAAAUUUCUCUCUUUUUUAACACUAUAGUUAUAAAUUUUUUGCAUACUUUUGUUGAAGUCAUGGAUUGAUUUUGAAUUCCAAUGAAUUUGUUAUUUUCAGUUGAUUUUAA